This is a messenger RNA of Carya illinoinensis, 1104 nucleotides long. Its product is annotated as protein FAR1-RELATED SEQUENCE 12-like. Bases 158 to 898 code for a protein of 246 amino acids. The transcript is spliced from 3 exons. The record is from RefSeq and is a predicted model, not a curated record. NCBI's taxonomy places the organism in Eukaryota, Viridiplantae, Streptophyta, Magnoliopsida, Fagales, Juglandaceae.
UACUGGGCUAAAAAUCUUGGUUACCGAUGGGCCGGCCCUUGAUUAUCCCAACAAAAAUCAAAGAAAACAUGCUCUCUCUCUCUCUCUCUCCGAGGAUCACUUGCCAUCUCUGUAUGAGAACUUCGAAGGAUCUUCAGCUUAAAAAUCUCAAUGAUUCAUGGAUUCUGAACUUCUUGUCGGCAUUGAUGAUGGGGCAUUCGAUAAUUCUACUGAUGUUGAGCUUGAGCCUUGUAACGAUGUUACAGUGAUUAGACGUUCAGUUGAGGAGACAUCUUGUACUGAUCAAAAUGAUAAAAUAAGUCAUGGUUCUUCUACGGAGGAUAUUACUAUCUUUGAAGGAGGCGAGCCAUAUGUGGGUCAGGAAUUUGAGUCUGAAGAGGCAGCACAUGCUUUUUACAGUGCAUAUGGCAUGCGUGUUGGUUUCAUUACUUGGAUAAACUAUCUCUCGCGCUCUAAACUCGAUGGAUCCAUUAUUGGUAGAACUCUUGUCUGUAACAAAGAGGGUUACAGAAAACCUUACAGGAUUGACAAGAAAAAUUCAAAACCACGAAUUGCCACUAGGGUGGGUUGCAAGGCAAUGCUUUCAGUAAGGAAACUAAGUACUGAAAAAUGGGUUGUGACAAAGUUUGUGAGGGAGCAUACUCAUGCGUUAAGUGCAGGGAACAUUCAAAAUAUAUUGACUAAUACUCAAAUCCCGAAUGAAAAUGUGAAAAUUCAAGAAUUAACUCAACAACUGCUCCUUGAGAGAAAGCGCUCUGCUUCACUUAGAAAAGUUAUAGACCUUCUAUUCAGUCACAUUGAACAGCACGCUGAAGACCUAUCAAGAAGGGUACAACAUGUAGCUGACCAGGUAAAGGAAAUUGAAUCUGGAAGGAAAACCCCUCAAGACUGUAGAUAAUGGUGCCAUUUGUAACGAACAUCUUGUAUAUUAUCACAUUGGCCUUUCUAUGGAACAUGCAAUCUUGAAUAUCAAUUUAGUUGCUUUUCAUCUGUUUUUAUCGUCUUCACCUGAUAGCCUGGUGGCACAUAUGCAAGUGUUUUUCUUUCGGCACAUGAGGGGAAUAAUAGCUUUGCUAUAUCUAAAUUCAUCAUGCUAUUGCUGUA